Coregonus clupeaformis (lake whitefish) is the source of this 555-nucleotide messenger RNA. Its product is annotated as caspase a-like. Gene Ontology annotation, cellular component: protein-containing complex. The transcript has 5 exons. The record is from RefSeq and is a predicted model, not a curated record. NCBI's taxonomy places the organism in Eukaryota, Metazoa, Chordata, Actinopteri, Salmoniformes, Salmonidae. Gene Ontology annotation, biological process: proteolysis. Gene Ontology annotation, molecular function: cysteine-type endopeptidase activity; caspase binding.
AUGAGAGAUGUGUUUCCAUCAAACGUACUUUUUGCGGAUAAAAAUAUGUUACAGAGGGGUGCUGUUUCGCUCGCUCGGAUGCUUUCUCCGGUGAGAUACAUUCAGCUUCUUGAGAAUUGAAGGACAAUUAUGAAACGCGACGAAUGAUCAAUUAUUUUAUAUGUUAUUUUCUUUUUUUCUUGGUCAGUUGUUUUGGGUUUCCAAUAUAAGUUAGGGUAUCCUAAACCUGAAGUCUUCCCCAUCAACAUCUUCACACACCUGAACACAGAGAAUGGCAAAUCCUUGAUUAACAAAUUCAAAGUCAUCCUCAUUCAGGUCUGCAGGGGAGGCAAGGACGGUUCUCUUUGGGUCAGUGACGUAGUGCCUGGGCCCAGCAGUGACCUGGGGUUAGAGAGUGACUCAAUCAGCAGGGAGCACAAAAAUAAGGACUUAAUCUCCCUUCUGUCCUGCCCACCAGAUAAUGUAUCCUACAGAAAUAAACAGAUGUGCACCUUUUUUGUUCGGUGCAUCAUGGAGACAUUCAACACCUAUGCCUGUAUUUGUAAUUAUUACUGA